AUGGAUCCGAUGUCAAUUUUCCAAAAUUGUGCCAUGAAGGAGAAAAGCAAGAACGCCGCGAGAAGUCGGAGGGAAAAAGAAAACGCGGAAUUUCUAGAACUCGCGAAGUUACUGCCAUUGCCGGACGCCAUCACGACGCAAUUAGACAAAGCCUCGGUGAUCCGACUGACCACGUCUUAUUUGAAGAUGAGGCAAGUGUUCCCGGAUGGAUUGGGCGACGCCUGGGGUGCUACCCCAGUUACCCCUAAUCACAGAGAAGCCUCCAUCAAAGAGCUGGGCUCGUACCUUUUGCAAACUUUGGACGGGUUCAUCUUCGUGGUAGCCCCAGAUGGAAAAAUCAUGUACAUAUCGGAAACAGCAUCCGUACACCUUGGAUUGUCGCAGGUAGAAUUGACAGGAAACAGCAUCUACGAGUACAUUCACCCAGCCGAUCACGACGAGAUGACGGCCGUGCUCACCCCCACCAUGUUCCCCCCAGGUGUCAGUCCCCCCCACGACCACGAGAGCGAGAGGGCGUUUUUUCUGAGGAUGAAGUGCGUUCUCGCGAAACGAAACGCCGGACUGACGAACAGCGGGUACAAGGUGAUCCAUUGUUCAGGCUACCUAAAAAUGAAACAAUUCACCACCGGCACCGGCCCUUACGACCCCUGCUACCAGAAUAUGGGCCUCGUGGCAGUAGGCCACUCCUUACCUCCUAGUGCAAUCACUGAAAUCAAGUUACACACGAACAUGUUCAUGUUCAGGGCCAGCCUGGAUCUGAAACUGAUAUUUUUGGACGCCAGGGUGGCACAAUUGACAGGAUAUGAGCCACAAGAUCUUAUAGAAAAAACGCUGUAUCACUAUGUCCACGGAAACGACAUAUUUGCACUGAGAUUUUCUCAUCACCAAUUGUUACACAAAGGCCAAGUAACGUCAAAGUACUACAGGUUCCUCUGUAAGGGAGGUGGUUGGGUGUGGAUGCAAAGCUACGCAACGAUUGUCCAUAAUUCCAGAUCCUCGAGACCACACUGUAUCGUUUCCGUGAAUUACGUCUUAAGCGACUUCGAAGCCAAAGAACUUGUCCUCAACCUAACCCAAGGCGCCCCAAGGGAAGACCUUCCCAGCUCGCCGCAGUCGCCCCUACACACCCACACCCCAACGAGAACGCUACCAUCACACCAGAAGUACCAGGCCUCGCACCCUCCCCGACUCCACGCGGCCGUGCUAUCCCCGCAGACCUCUUCCAUCACCGAGGACGACUUCAGCGACUCCAACGGCGCCGCAGCCGCCUACGGACCACCGGACUACCCCAUUUUCCUCCACAACUACAACGAGGAGCCGUACUACCCCCACCAGGAAAUGUUCUACGCCUACUCGGACGCGGAGAUCAGCCAGCACCACCUGCUGAAUCCCAUGCAGCAGAGGCCAUUCAGCGCGUCGUCUAGCUCCUGCAGUUCCUCGGAGAGCGAGCACCUCCAGUUGCAGAACUUGAACAGUAACGUGUAUUGUGCGGAUAGUAUUCACGGGCAUAACUUUAAUGUCGGUUGUUUUAACAAUAACCAGAACCACGCGCAGACUCAGAACUGGCACGGGCACGAAUUCAAGCCCAUGUCGCACCAGACGCAUCCGGCAGGGUACACGAGUGUUAUCGUGGAUACGCAGCAGUACCAGUUGGCGAAUGAGUACGUCCACUAG
Anoplophora glabripennis (Asian longhorned beetle) is the source of this 1674-nucleotide messenger RNA. It is a transcript of the gene sim, whose product is annotated as single-minded homolog 1. Gene Ontology annotation, cellular component: cytoplasm; nucleus; transcription regulator complex. Gene Ontology annotation, biological process: regulation of transcription by RNA polymerase II. The transcript is spliced from 8 exons. The record is from RefSeq and is a predicted model, not a curated record. The coding region runs from base 1 to 1674 and encodes 557 amino acids. Lineage: Eukaryota; Metazoa; Arthropoda; Insecta; Coleoptera; Cerambycidae. Gene Ontology annotation, molecular function: protein dimerization activity; DNA-binding transcription factor activity, RNA polymerase II-specific; RNA polymerase II transcription regulatory region sequence-specific DNA binding.